AGUCGGUGUUGCAGGGAUGCGGCGGCGGGAGCAGCCGCCCUGACUCGCGGAGCAUCCUCCUCCGAGCGGCACCGCGGCGGGCCGGGCGGGGACGCGGCGGGGAGCGAGAGGCUCGAGGCAGCCGACGCCGCCGGCCCCGGUUGUGUCACCCGCCAGAGACGGGGCGGCUCCGGGGUUCUGAUCCCCACCCUUCAGUUCCUGGAUCCCCCAGACCAGGCAUCCCUCCCGCCUCUCCCGUCGGAGCCCGCAGCGGGGGAGGGGCGCCUCCGCCGCGGCUCGGGGAAGCCGGCACCUGGGCCUCCGCGCGCGUCGCCUCCGGGCCAGGCCCAUGGCACCGUGAAGCGGCCAGGGAGCCCCGCUCGGCGCGGGGGGCGCCCGGCCCCCUCCCCGCCCCAUGCGCCCGCGGCUCUGAAGCCUGAGCGGGGCCGGGGGCCGGGCGGGGCCGGGGCUGCCGGAGGCAUGGCGCCCGGGAGCCCGCGGCCGCUGCUGCUGGCGCUGCUGGCGCUGGCGGCGGGCGCGGGCGGCCUGGAGUUCGGCGGCGGCCCCGGGCAGUGGGCGCGCUACGCGCGCUGGGCCGGCGCGGCGGGCAGCGGCGAGCUGAGCUUCAGCCUGCGCACCAACGCCACGCGCGCGCUGCUGCUCUACCUGGACGACGGCGGCGACUGCGACUUCCUGGAGCUGCUGGUGGCGGACGGGCGCCUGCGGCUGCGCUUCACGCUGUCGUGCGCCGAGCCGGCCACGCUGCAGCUGGACACGCCGGUGGCCGACGACCGCUGGCACAUGGUGCUGCUCACCCGCGACGCGCGCCGCACGGCGCUGGCGGUGGACGGCGAGGCCCGCGCCGCCGAGGUGCGCUCCAAGCGGCGCGAGAUGCAGGUGGCCAGCGACCUGUUCGUGGGCGGCAUCCCGCCGGACGUGCGCCUCUCGGCGCUCACGCUCAGCACGGUCAAGUACGAGCCGCCGUUCCGCGGCCUGCUGGCGAACCUGAAGCUGGGCGAGCGGCCCCCCGCGCUGCUGGGCAGCCAGGGCCUGCGCGGCGCCGCCGCCGACCCCCUGUGCGCGCCCGCGCGCAACCCCUGCGCCAACGGCGGCCUCUGCACGGAGCUGGCCCCCGGCGAGGUGGGCUGCGACUGCAGCCACACGGGCUUCGGCGGCAAGUUCUGCAGCGAAGAGGAGCACCCCAUGGAAGGUCCGGCUCACCUGACGUUAAACAGCGAAGUAGGGUCCUUACUGUUCUCCGAGGGGGGGGCCGGGAGAGGAGGAGCCGGUGAUGUGCACCAGCCGACAAAAGGCAAGGAGGAGUUCGUGGCGACCUUCAAGGGCAACGAGUUCUUCUGCUACGACCUGUCCCACAACCCGAUCCAGAGCAGCACCGACGAGAUCACGCUGGCCUUCCGCACGCUGCAGCGCAACGGGCUCAUGCUGCACACCGGCAAGUCGGCCGACUACGUCAACCUGUCCCUCAAGUCCGGCGCCGUCUGGCUGGUCAUCAACCUGGGCUCGGGCGCCUUCGAGGCCCUCGUGGAACCCGUCAACGGCAAGUUCAACGACAACGCCUGGCACGACGUGCGGGUCACCCGAAACCUGCGCCAGCACGCAGGGAUUGGACACGCUAUGGUAAACAAACUGCAUUAUCUGGUGACCAUCUCGGUGGACGGGAUCCUGACCACCACGGGCUACACGCAGGAGGACUACACCAUGCUGGGCUCCGACGACUUCUUCUACAUCGGGGGCAGCCCCAACACCGCCGACCUGCCGGGCUCGCCCGUCAGCAACAACUUCAUGGGCUGCCUCAAGGACGUGGUCUACAAGAAUAACGACUUCAAACUGGAGCUGUCCCGCCUGGCGAAGGAAGGGGACCCCAAGAUGAAGCUGCAGGGGGACCUGUCCUUCCGCUGUGAGGACGUGGCCGCCCUGGACCCCGUGACCUUUGAGAGCCCCGAGGCGUUCGUGGCGCUGCCCCGCUGGAGCGCCAAGCGCACCGGCUCCAUCUCCCUGGACUUCCGCACCACCGAGGCCAACGGGCUGCUGCUCUUCAGCCAGGGCCGGCGGGCCGGGGCCGGGGCGGGGGCCAGCAGCCUCGGCGCCGCCCCGCGGGCCGACUACUUCGCCAUGGAGCUGUUGGACGGCUACCUCUACCUCCUGCUGGACAUGGGCUCUGGAGGCAUCAAGCUGCGGGCGUCCAGCCGCAAGGUCAACGACGGCGAGUGGUGCCACGUGGACUUCCAGAGGGACGGGCGCAAAGGCUCCAUCUCGGUGAACAGCCGCAGCACCCCGUUCCUGGCCGCGGGGGAGAGUGAGAUCCUGGACCUGGAGAGCGAGCUGUACCUGGGCGGCCUCCCCGAGGGGGGGCGCGUGGACAUGCCGCUGCCCCCGGAGGUGUGGACGGCGGUGCUGCGGGCCGGCUACGUGGGCUGCGUGCGGGACCUCUUCAUCGACGGGCGGAGCCGCGACCUGCGGGGCCUGGCCGAGGCGCAGGGGGCGGCGGGCGUGGCCCCCUUCUGCUCCCGGGAGACGCUGAAGCAGUGCGCGUCCGCACCCUGCCGCAACGGGGGCGCCUGCCGCGAGGGCUGGAACCGCUUCGUCUGCGACUGCGUGGGCACCGGCUUCCUGGGCCGCGUCUGCGAGAGAGAGGCCACGGUGCUGAGCUACGACGGCUCCAUGUACAUGAAGAUCAUGCUGCCGAACGCCAUGCACACGGAGGCGGAGGACGUGUCUCUGCGCUUCAUGUCCCAGCGGGCCUACGGGCUCAUGAUGGCCACCACCUCCAGGGAGUCGGCCGACACCCUGCGCCUCGAGCUGGACGGGGGCCAGAUGAAGCUCACGGUCAACCUCGACUGCCUGCGCGUCGGCUGCGCACCCAGUAAAGGCCCCGAGACGCUGUUCGCGGGGCACAAGCUCAACGACAACGAGUGGCACACGGUGCGGGUGCUGCGGCGCGGCAGGAGCCUGCAGCUGUCCGUGGACAACGUGACCGUGGAGGGACAGAUGGCGGGGGCCCACACGCGGCUGGAGCUCUACAACAUCGAGACGGGCAUCAUGACGGAGCGGCGCUUCAUCUCGGUGGUGCCCUCCAACUUCAUCGGGCACCUGAGCGGGCUGGUGUUCAACGGGCAGCCCUACAUGGACCAGUGCAAGGACGGGGACAUCACCUACUGCGAGCUCAACGCCCGCUUCGGCCUGCGGGCCAUCGUGGCCGACCCCGUCACCUUCAAGAGCCGGAGCAGCUACCUGGCGCUCGCCACGCUGCAGGCCUACGCCUCCAUGCACCUCUUCUUCCAGUUCAAGACCACGGCCCCCGACGGGCUGCUGCUCUUCAACGCGGGCAACGGCAACGACUUCAUCGUCAUCGAGCUGGUCAAGGGGUACAUCCACUACGUGUUUGACCUGGGGAACGGCCCGUCGCUGAUGAAGGGGAACUCGGACAAGCCCGUCAACGACAACCAGUGGCACCACGUGGCGGUGUCCCGGGACCCCAGCAACGUGCACACGCUCAAGAUCGACUCCCGCACCGUCACGCAGCACUCCAGCGGCGCCCGGAACCUCGACCUCAAAGGGGAGCUGUACAUCGGCGGUCUGAGCAAGAACAUGUUCAGCAGCCUGCCCAAGCUGGUGGCCUCCCGGGACGGCUUCCAGGGCUGCCUGGCCUCGGUGGACCUCAACGGGCGCCUCCCGGACCUCAUCGCGGACGCCCUGCACCGCAUCGGGCAGGUGGAGAGGGGCUGUGACGGCCCCAGCACCACCUGCACCGAAGAGUCUUGUGCCAACCAGGGCGUCUGCCUGCAGCAGUGGGACGGCUUCACCUGUGACUGCACCAUGACGUCCUACGGAGGCCCCGUGUGCAAUGACCCCGGGACCACCUACAUCUUCGGGAAGGGGGGGGCGCUCAUCACCUACACGUGGCCCCCCAACGACCGGCCGAGCACGCGCAUGGACCGCCUGGCCGUGGGCUUCAGCACGCACCAGCGGAGCGCCGUGCUGGUGCGCGUGGACAGCGCCUCGGGCCUCGGCGACUACCUGCAGCUGCACAUCGACCAGGGCACCGUGGGGGUGAUCUUUAAUGUGGGCACCGACGACAUUACCAUCGACGAGCCCAAUGCCAUCGUGAGCGACGGCAAAUACCACGUGGUGCGGUUCACCAGGAGUGGUGGCAAUGCCACCCUGCAGGUGGACAGCUGGCCGGUCAACGAGCGGUACCCAGCAGGAAACUUUGAUAACGAGCGCCUGGCGAUUGCUAGACAGAGAAUCCCCUACCGGCUUGGUCGAGUAGUAGAUGAGUGGCUGCUCGACAAAGGCCGCCAGCUGACCAUCUUCAACAGCCAGGCUGCCAUCAAGAUCGGGGGCCGGGACCAGGGCCGCCCGUUCCAGGGCCAGGUGUCGGGCCUGUACUACAACGGGCUCAAGGUGCUGGCGCUGGCCGCCGAGAGCGACCCCAACGUGCGGACCGAGGGCCACCUGCGCCUGGUGGGGGAGGGGCCGUCCGUGCUGCUCAGCGCGGAGACCACGGCCACCACCCUGCUGGCCGACAUGGCCACCACCAUCAUGGAGACCACCACCACCAUGGCCACCACCACCACCCGCCGCGGCCGCUCGCCCACGCUGAGGGACAGCACCACCCAGAACACAGAUGACCUCCUGGUGGCCUCGGCUGAGUGUCCGAGCGAUGACGAGGACCUGGAGGAGUGUGAGCCCAGUACCGGAGGAGAGUUAAUAUUGCCCAUUAUCACGGAGGACUCCUUAGACCCCCCUCCCGUGGCCACCCGCUCCCCCUUCCUGCCCCCGCCCCCCACCUUCUACCCCUUCCUGCCGGGCGUGGGCGCCACGCAGGACACCCUGCCCCCGCCCGCCGCCCGCCGGCCGCCCGCGGGGGGCCCCUGCCAGGCCGAGCAGGAGGACAGCGACUGCGAGGAGCCCGGCGAGGCCUCGGGCUUCGCCUCCGGGGAGGUCUUUGACUCCAGCCUCCCCCCCACGGACGACGAGGACUUUUACACCACCUUCCCCCUGGCCACGGACCGCACCACCCUGCUGGCCCCCCGCAAGCCCGCCCCCCGGCCCAACCUCAGGACAGAUGGGGCCACGGGCGCCCCCGGGGUGCUGCUGGCGCCCUCCGCCCCGGCCCCCAACCUGCCCGCGGGCAAGAUGAACCACCGCGACCCGCUGCAGCCCCUGCAGGAGAACCCGCCCCCGGGGCCCGGGGCCGCCCCCUCCUCCGAGCCGCGGCGGCCCCCGCCCCCGCGCCCCGGCGUGACCGCGGCCCCCGGCUUCCCCCGUCUGCCCACAGCCGGCCCCACGGGCCCGGGGGAGCGCGGGCCGGGCGCCGUGGAGGUGAUCCGCGAGUCCAGCAGCACCACGGGCAUGGUGGUGGGCAUCGUGGCGGCCGCGGCGCUCUGCAUCCUCAUCCUGCUCUACGCCAUGUACAAGUACCGCAACCGCGACGAGGGCUCCUACCAGGUGGACCAGAGCCGCAACUACAUCAGCAACUCGGCGCAGAGCAACGGCGCCGUGGUGAAGGAGAAGGCGCCCACCGCGCCCAAGGCGCCCGGCAAGGCCAAGAGGAACAAGGACAAGGAGUACUACGUCUGAGCCGCGCCCGCCCGCCCGCGGGUCCGGCCUGUCCGUCCGGGCGUCCCGGGGAGGGUGCGCCGCCCGCCCGGGCUCUGCCACCCACACCCGGCUGCCUCGGACUUCUCUCGUGAAGAGGAAACGCAAAAAAAGAAAAGAAAAAGAAAGCAAAGGAAAACCCCGUGCUCGCCCCUUUCCUCCUGCCGACCGUCCGACCGUCUGUCCGACCGACCGUCCAACCGUCCGGCGGCGCCGUCAGUCCGGCGGCUGCCCCCAGCGCUGCCCCGGGCCGGGCGCCUGCUCCAGCCCCGGGCUGAUUUAUUUUUUUAAGGGGUAGUUUUAUUUUGUGGGGUUGGGCGGGAAGGAAGGCCGCGGGUUUUGUCCGGUUCAUUUCCGCCGACUUUUCUUUCUCCCCCUCCGUCCCUGCCGCCUUCCUUCCCCCCCAAGCCCCCCCCACCCCCCAGGCUUACGGUGUCUCUCGGGCCCCCCUCCUUCCCAUUGUGUGUGUGUGUCUGGUUUCU
This is a messenger RNA of Pipistrellus kuhlii (Kuhl's pipistrelle), 6083 nucleotides long. It is a transcript of the gene NRXN2, whose product is annotated as neurexin 2. NCBI's taxonomy places the organism in Eukaryota, Metazoa, Chordata, Mammalia, Chiroptera, Vespertilionidae. The record is from RefSeq and is a predicted model, not a curated record. Bases 460 to 5583 code for a protein of 1707 amino acids. The transcript is spliced from 23 exons.